CCAGCCGCCACUUAGCCCCCCUCCCUCUUACGGGUGCUGCAGUAAGUUGGACGCGCAUGCGCACUUUCGCUCCUCUUUUCCUUGGAAGUAGCCCAGAAGCAUUGCAUCAUGUCAGAUCCCGAGCUUGACUUCGGGACCGUGGAGUCCGGCGCCUCGGCCACGUAUCCUAUGCAGUGCUCUGCCCUGCGUAAGAAUGGCUUUGUGGUGCUCAAAGGCCGUCCCUGCAAGAUCGUGGAGAUGUCCACCUCAAAGACUGGCAAGCACGGCCACGCUAAGGUUAACUUGACUGGCAUCGACAUCUUCACCCAGAAGAAGUAUGAAGAUAUGUGCCCCUCCACCCACAACAUGGAUGUCCCCUCCAUCAAGAGGCUAGACUAUCAGUUGCUCAACAUCACCGACAACUUCAUGUGCUUGAUGGCCGACAACGGCGACAUCCGGGAGGACCUGCGCGUUCCCGACAACGAAGUCGGCAAGGAAAUCGAGACAAAGUUUGAGGCGGGCGACGAAUUUCUGGUCACCGUGAUGUCCGCCAUGGGGGAGGAGUGCGCUGUGGCUACCAAGGUCCUGGCCAACAAAUAAGGAGAUGGACCUUGCAGCCCCGGCAACAAGCACCACCCACAACCAGUCUCUUGCAUUCUCAUUGGUUCUGUCACCAAAGCGUCGGCCUUCACUGACAACCUCAAUCAUUCUUUUGUCAUUUCUUGAUUUCCUCGCAUCUUGCUUUCUCCCAUCGCUGUCGGGAAUAUUUGGGUGCAGCUCGCUGCCUGAUCACUCGCAUUUUUGGGGGGUAACGCGUUGACUUUGUAGAAAAUGACGUCAAAAGACAAAAAUCAUUAUCAGCUGCUCCUUGCAUCUGCUUAUUUUCGCCUUCACAGUGUUGCUCACAUUCCUGAAUGUUGAAAUAACAACAAUGGGAUUCAGCUUUUGCAUCCUUUUUUUUUUUCUUUAGAUAGAAAUCUUUUAGAGCGAGGCUAGGGGCCUCCCUAGAUAUUAGAUCUGCUUGGGGGCGCCCCUCUCGCGUCAAGCUUCUCCAUUGACAGGAUGUUGGCGGCGGCGAGCACUUCUGGCUGCUUAAGCUCCACCCCAGCACCACCAAUUCCAAAACCAGGAAGUCCCCCACCAAGUCCCACCAUACCACUUAGACACGCGAGUGAUUUUCUUCCCUCAGAAUGCUGUGAGGACCGCGUGCAGCGCCCCCCCCCAGCCAUCCUCCCAAUACUAAACGAAUGCUUUUUUUUAUUUGUCUUAUCCAAGAGGCGCAAUUUGAAUGCAGUGUGAGCUUCAGACAUGUGGGAGGCGCUUUGCAGUGAGCUUUCUGUUUGAGGAACUCAAAUUCGGGUUGGGGAGGGUGGCGGCCGCAAACUUUUUGUUCACUCGAGGCCUUUGUCACCUGACCGGAGAUGGCUGAAAUAAAACAUUGAAACAAAUGGAUAAACUCCAAACAUGUCUCCUUUUGUGUAUCUUUUGUCUGAAAUGGCUGGUAAGUGUGCUUGGAGUAGAUGAAAUUCACUCCUGCUGUAAGCCAUACGUUUUGGUCCAAAUGAACCAUAUUUCAACACACUAGUAGAGUACCUGUAUCAAGGAUAUUGAAUAAAUGCUAAAAUGACUUUC
Hippocampus comes (tiger tail seahorse) is the source of this 1611-nucleotide messenger RNA. Its product is annotated as eukaryotic translation initiation factor 5A-1-like. Gene Ontology annotation, molecular function: ribosome binding; RNA binding; translation elongation factor activity. Bases 109 to 579 code for a protein of 156 amino acids. The record is from RefSeq and is a predicted model, not a curated record. The transcript has 5 exons. Gene Ontology annotation, biological process: positive regulation of translational termination; positive regulation of translational elongation. Lineage: Eukaryota; Metazoa; Chordata; Actinopteri; Syngnathiformes; Syngnathidae.